Messenger RNA from Cavia porcellus (domestic guinea pig), 777 nucleotides. RefSeq names its product peptidylprolyl isomerase H (gene Ppih). Bases 68 to 601 code for a protein of 177 amino acids. Lineage: Eukaryota; Metazoa; Chordata; Mammalia; Rodentia; Caviidae. Gene Ontology annotation, cellular component: intracellular membrane-bounded organelle. Gene Ontology annotation, biological process: protein folding; protein peptidyl-prolyl isomerization. The transcript has 10 exons. Gene Ontology annotation, molecular function: peptidyl-prolyl cis-trans isomerase activity. The record is from RefSeq and is a predicted model, not a curated record.
CCCUCCUCCCCGGCGCAGGGCUGGGUUUAGUUCCCCGGAACCUGACUUGUGCUUCCGGGUCAGAGCCAUGGCGGUGGCAAAUUCAAGCCCCGUAAACCCGGUGGUGUUCUUUGAUGUCAGCAUCGGUGGCCAGGAGGUUGGCCGCAUGAAGAUCGAGCUGUUUGCAGAUGUUGUGCCCAAGACAGCCGAGAACUUCAGGCAGUUCUGCACUGGAGAAUUCAGAAAAGAUGGGGUUCCAAUAGGCUAUAAAGGAAGCACCUUCCACAGGGUCAUAAAAGAUUUCAUGAUUCAGGGUGGAGAUUUUGUUAAUGGAGAUGGUACUGGAGUUGCCAGUAUUUACCGGGGCCCUUUUGCAGAUGAAAAUUUUAAACUCAGGCACUCAGCUCCAGGCCUACUUUCCAUGGCAAACAGCGGGCCCAGUACAAAUGGCUGUCAGUUCUUUAUCACCUGCUCAAAGUGCGACUGGCUGGAUGGGAAGCACGUAGUGUUUGGAAAAAUCAUUGAUGGACUUCUAGUGAUGAGAAAGAUUGAGAAUGUUCCUACAGGCCCCAACAAUAAGCCCAAACUGCCUGUGGUGAUCUCACAGUGUGGGGAAAUGUAGUCCAGACCAAGACUAAAUCGUAAUCGGGCUUCCUUUGCUGUUGGCGGCUUUCCUGAGUCAGAUAAGCUGGACUGGCCUCUGUAUUUGCAUUCCUGCCUGCUGAGGAAAUAUCAGACUCAGAAUCAAAGAGUGUACAUUUAAUUUUUUAAUUGUAAAUAAAGGUUUUUGAGUGUGCA